GGGCUGGGUCCGCACUCCCUCUUGUAGGUAUGCCGAAAGGUUGAGUACCCACUCCCUUUCAUAAGACAUAUUGGGAAUAGGGACGCUCCAAACCCCCAGCUCUGAAAAGAUCUUGUCAGAUGAGGGGGCGGGGAGAGCCCCUGGCAUCCCUGGGGGUCUCCAUGUUGCCAGGGGAGGUGCUCUGAUUGACUUCAGGAUACCAGAGUGGAGGCUCUGCUCCUGUUGUGCAUGUAUGCUAUUCAGGAUAUGAACACACACUCACAUUAUAUCUUAAAUAGAAAAGUAGAGUAAUGCCUCCCAAAAGACCACUACUAAAGCGUCGCAGGAGCUCCUAUGACUUUUUUGAGCUAAACACACCAAAAGAAGAAAGGAAGGAGUUAAGGGAUAAGUGGAAAUUAAUGUCACCAGAGGAAAAGAGCCCUUAUCAGAUAAUGGCUGAGAAAGAAGAUGAAAACUAUAAAAACAAGCGGUCGUCGGGUAAAUAUGUAAUACAAUCCACUGGCAGUGGCAAGGAGAGGACCAAUGAUCAUGAGAUGAAACUCAGGAAGAAGAGACCUCGUGAUGUGGCUGAGACCUAUGCCCAAUCAUCCUCAUCAACCGAUGUCCCAUCAUCCAAACCGAUCGGCAAAGGCAAGAGAAGGGCCAAAGACGGAGGUGCUUGCGGAGGUGGUGGAGAUGGUGGCGCAAGCCUAUCCAAGAAGGCAAAACCUGUAGCGAAAGUUGAAGACAUAGAGGAAGAAGGAGAAGAGGAGGAGGUGGCGUAGCAUAAUCGUCAAUGUUCAUAUGACAAUCCAAUCUGUUUGCUUUAUAGUGUAUUGGAAAAUUCCGUAUUAUUCGAAUUUGGUCAUAAAACUGCUUGAACAUUCAUUUAUCACCCAUAAUUUGGCGAUAUAUCUAUGGCUUUCACAAUGAUUUGGUAUAAAUGUAAACCAUCAUGAGACGACACACAUGAUAACUUAGUAAAUUGUCUCCUUAGCUCAAAUGUCAAGGUCACACUUAGAGGCAUAAGGCCAUAAAACUGCUUAAAAAUUUCUUUCUCAGCCAUAAUUUUGCAAUAUAUUGAUCGAUUUCAAAAUAACUUGGUACAAAUUUAAACCAUCAUAAAAGGACUUGUCCUUUGAAACACCCAACCUAAGUUCAAAGUCACACUUACAGAUCAUUUGUCAUUAAACAGCUGGUCCGGAUUGGACCUUUGUCAUUCAUCAUGCAAUUUUUAACUGACUUAACACAAAUCACCACCAUAAGGUGACGCCGUGUUGUGUGUGUCAUCAUUCUUUUACCUCAAUGGUCAGUCACACUUAGAGGUCAACAGUCAACUUUGGCCAUUAAAUUAUGUUUAGUUAGUGAAAUUUUGACACGACAGCGGAAUGUAGGAGCAUUCGUGCCUUAUUCACACAUGCCUUGUUCUGUUGAGAAUUUUAACAGAUUUUGUCAUUUAUUAUUUGAAUACUUUUAUAUGAUUGUCAGUAGAAAUGAACAUACCAAUGUAGUCAAAUUGGUAAAUACAAAAUUGAGAAAUCUGAAUACAUGUACUCAAAAACAAAAUGCAAAGCACUUUAUAGUAAAUUGUGUUUUUUUGAAAUGUUUGCCUAGUGUAUAUUUUAUAUUCAAUGAUGAAAAUGAACAAUGAUACAGUACAAACAUUUCUUUAUGCAAAUUCAUUAUAUUAUUUAAAUAAGACAUAAUUAAUGUCCUAAAUCUAUGUUACUUUUACUGCUUUACAACUUGACACUGCAAAAUUUCUUAUCUUAAAAUAAUGAACAAGCAAUAUACAUAUAGCAAUAAUAAACAACUAACCCGUCUGAUUGAAAUUGA
Molecule: messenger RNA, 1815 nt
Organism: Dreissena polymorpha
Lineage: Eukaryota; Metazoa; Mollusca; Bivalvia; Myida; Dreissenidae
Exons: 5
Coding region: 291-764 (157 amino acids)
Source: RefSeq, a predicted model, not a curated record